GUCCGACACGCAGUGAAGGCAGCAUCAGAUCCUGAAGUUUGCAGAUGAAAUAAGUCCAGCUGGGUCAUGCUCUAGUUUUAAGUCAUGGCGAAACAAUACGACGUUUUGUUCAGAUUGCUCCUUCUCGGAGACUCCGGUGUUGGGAAGACAUGCAUGCUGCGCAGGUUCACGGAAGGUGAAUUUGAUCCUUCGCAUAUUUCCACCAUCGGAGUUGAUUUUAAAAUGAAAACAAUAGAGAUUGAUGGACUCAAGGUCCGAAUACAGAUCUGGGACACAGCAGGACAGGAACGCUAUCAGACUAUCACCAAGCAGUACUACAGGCGUGCCCAGGGUAUCGUAUUUGUGUAUGACAUCACAAACCUGCCCUCUUUUCAGCACAUAGCUAAGUGGGCCAGUGAUGUAGAUGAAUUCGCCCCAGAUGAUGUUCAAACCGUCUUGGUGGGAAACAAAGCUGACGAGGAGUUUGACAGACAAGUAACAAAGGACCAAGGAAAAAAGCUAGCAGAAACCUAUGGGAUGGAGUUCUUUGAGACCAGUGCUUCCACCAGCAGCAACAUCAGUGAGUCAUUCAUCCGUGUGACAGAACUGGUGCUUCAAGCUCAAAUGAGGUACGUGGACGACCUGUUGGGGUCUCUGGACAACUAUUUGGAUCGGGUCGCUCUGCGAGAAGAGAAGGGCAGCCAGGAUAAUGAUGCUCAGAGGACUUGUGCCUGUUAAAAAAUGAAGCCUGUCACUAAACCUCAGCUUGCAGCUCUAGCAUAUUGGAUUUUAUUUAACUGUUUCCCAACUCUUUAAAACACACAGACUUGUUACACAGGAAGGUGUUGGAUUACUUUCACCUUUUCAAAUUAAAUGUCUACAGGUGCAGUAAACAGCAACUGCCAACAGAGGGCGGGUUUGGCAGAAUGAUUAGGGAAUCUUGCUGCCAGUUUAAAUUGAUCCACUCAUUAUCUUCUCUUUCUUCAAAUGCUGAUUUCUGCAUCAUUAAUUUACUGAAUUGAGUGACUUUUGGACUUCUUUGUCCUUUUUUUAUUAGUUGAGGAAAACUCAGAGCUAAGUUUACAUCCAUAGUUUUGCACUGUUGUGACAUAGACAGAAGCAAAGAGGUCAGAGAUUUGAAUUAUUAAGAUCUGGAAAUUAAAACCAAGUGAGGCUGUUUCAUUUACUCUAUGGGCUUUCUUCUUAAAGAAACCACUACUGUGCCAUGCAGACAGAUAUUUAUAAAAAUGUUACUAUAAGUACUUAUUCUGAAUACUUUUAGAAGAGCGAAACUAAAAUGAGGUGCUGCUAAACACAAGGUGUUUAAUGUCUCUGAAGGAGACUCAGAUGUGUUAUUUUAAGAAAAAAAUGUUGUUUGUGGCAAAACUUUAAAUAAUAUAUGUUAUCUGUAAAUGUUAAGUUAAAAUAAAUAUCCAUGGCAAUGUUCAUGUCUAAAUAAAACAAAGUGCAGUCUGAACUUUGCUGAUUUUUUUAUUUAUUUUUUUUUCUAUUAGAACUGAAUGUUAGGUGUGCACGGAGUUCAGGCGGUAGCUUCAUGUAUAUGUCAUUAGAUACCGACAGACACAGGUGAAUGUUUAAUUUUUGAUGACUAAGAAAGCUGAUACAUGUACAAAGACAUGACUAAAAGCCAAACAACACUGGUUAUUAAUACUGGCCUCCCAAAACUCAUCCUAAUUAAGAUCAGUACCUUAUCUUGUCAAUCAUAUUCUUUGAAUGUUUUAAACACUUUCUUUACUGCUGCUGUGUUGUAUAACUUGAAACUUCUGUGUAUUCUAAUAGGAUUUUAGAAAGCAGUCAUAAAUUAUGAACUACAAAAAAACCUUGGUAAAUAUACAAAGCUGAUAGAGAGAUAACCCAAAUGACUACAGCCUUCACUGCAAGUAAAUUGGUUCUGCAUAGUGUUGAUUCACAUUGGCUGAAUCCAAAUGCACAUCAACCUUUUCAGGUAUUUUUAAUUGUAAAGUUUUUUUUGAGUACAAUGUGUUCUUUUAUUUCCACUUCUCAAAUAUGCACUACUUGUCUUUCAUCAAUUGGAUUAAAUCUCAAUAGAAUACAUUAAACUUGUGGUUGGAAA
Xiphophorus couchianus (Monterrey platyfish) is the source of this 2074-nucleotide messenger RNA. Its product is annotated as ras-related protein Rab-15-like. Gene Ontology annotation, molecular function: GTPase activity; GTP binding. Bases 85 to 717 code for a protein of 210 amino acids. The transcript is spliced from 7 exons. The record is from RefSeq and is a predicted model, not a curated record. Lineage: Eukaryota; Metazoa; Chordata; Actinopteri; Cyprinodontiformes; Poeciliidae.